Micromonas commoda is the source of this 945-nucleotide messenger RNA. RefSeq lists its product with no specific name. The coding region runs from base 1 to 945 and encodes 314 amino acids. NCBI's taxonomy places the organism in Eukaryota, Viridiplantae, Chlorophyta, Mamiellophyceae, Mamiellales, Mamiellaceae. The transcript has a single exon. The record is from RefSeq and is a predicted model, not a curated record. Gene Ontology annotation, molecular function: oxidoreductase activity.
AUGCCCAGGCUCGGCCUCGGCACGUUCAAGAUUCGCGGCGAGGACGCGACGCGGUCGACGCUCGACGCCCUGCGAAGCGGAUGCCGCCACAUCGACACCGCGUCGUGCUACCGCAACGAGGAGGAGGUCCGGCUGGGAAUCAAAAUCUGGAGGAGCGAAGCGGCUGCGGAUGCGGACGGACGCGAAGGGAAUGAAGCGAACGACGACGACGUUUUCAUCACGAGCAAGCUGGCUCCGAACGAGAUGGGCGAGACGCGCGUCCACGCCGCCCUCGACGGCGUGUACGAGCGCCUGGGACGCGGGAUUCGUUCGAGCCCCGGGGAACCACGCGUUCCACCGCUGGACCUGGCGCUCGUUCACUGGCCGGGGAUGGCGAGGACGCCGCCGGAUUCCCCCGCGAAUCGGACCGCGCGGGCGGAGACGUGGCGCGCCCUCGAGGACGCCCUCGCCGCCCGCACCGUCCGCGCCAUCGGCGUGAGCAACUACACGCGAACGCACCUCCUCGAGAUGCGCGACUACGCGCGAGUCAUCCCCGCCGUGAACCAAGUCGAGUUUCAUCCCCGGUGUCAACAGCGCGAGCUCCGGCGGACGUGCGAGGCGCUCGGCGUCGGGAUCGUGGCGUACUCCCCGCUGGGAUGCGGCGAGCUGCUCAAAGACCCUCGGGUGUCGAGAGCGGCGGAGUUACUGGCGGAGGCGAGCGGUGACACAGCUGUGACGCCGGCGCGAGCGCUCAUCGCGUGGUCGCUUCGGCAGACCGGGAUCGUCGCGUCAAUCGUCAAAUCGUCAAAUGGCGAUCGCGUAGCCCACAACGUGGGCCGCGAGGGGUAUAAGCGCGCGGCGGCGCUGGCGGAGGCGAGCGGCACAGCUGUCGACGCCGCGUUCCGCGAGUUGGACGGCAUGGACGACGGGACGCACUUCUGUUGGGACCCGACCGUCGUUCGAUGA